Molecule: messenger RNA, 2562 nt
Organism: Symbiodinium natans
Lineage: Eukaryota; Dinophyceae; Suessiales; Symbiodiniaceae
Source: the annotation of a GenBank genome assembly
AUGGCGCCAGUGGUGGGUACGGUGGAGGCUCGAGACAUAACAGGAGCUGGAGUCGACGCCGCAGCCGGAGUGGAGCAACAAGCUGCCGCGGCCGGGACCACUGCGACAUGGGCUGAAACGGCCGGAAGUUGGUUUGGGGGCUGGGGCGGGGAUGGCGGGGGCUAUGCUGAGGGAGGUGCUGGAAGUGGAUGCGGUGGGGGCGGAUGUGCCGAGGGGGGAUGUGUUCAAGGCGGAUGCGUUGAAGGCGGAUUCGCAACGGACCGGGGAUGUGUGGAUUCUGGCAUGGGCAGCAUGUGCUUCGAGCCAGACCCCACCACGGCCUCCGCCAGCGCACAUUGGCAAUAUGUGGGUGAGGGGCGAGGCUCCUUUCACCCGGUGACCAAGGUGCACUACGUCGGUGCUGGCCGAGGUGCGUACGAGAUGGGCGAGGAAUACUCCGGCUUUCGAUGCAGAACCUGCUGCAUCGCGCUCAUCGGCGUCCUGCUUUUCAUUGCCGUGUUCCUAAUCGUGCGACCCUUCGUGACCGACCAGGCACACGACAUGCCCGUCGUGGACGCUGCGCACAACUGCCAACUGGGGUUGGACCAGUGGCAGACCGAAUGGGACGACUUGAAGAAGGCCUACUGCUGUAACGAGGUGUACAUCGGUUGUGGAGCCCAUCAUGAAGAACCGUCCACGACGAAGCCAGCAGUCCACACCAUAACCCAAGUACACUAUGUGACUCGCAUCCACAGGGUUCCGCACAAAGUCUACGUCAAGGAGCCCUAUGCGGUACCGCAUGUUGUGGAGCACAAAGUUGUGCAACCGCGAAAGAGCCCGUAUGAUUGCGAUCGUGAUUUCGAUGAUUGGAGUCACAAGUGGUCGCCCCGUCAACAACGCUUCUGCUGCUACUUGCGCCGACGGGCCUGUGAAGUGAAAGUGGUGAACCACGACAAGUAUAUCACAGUGACCCACAUGAAGCUGGUGCCAGAGUAUGUCCACAUGAAGCCUUCCAAGGAUCACGAGGUCACUGUCCCCAAGUAUGUACCGUACCCUGUGCCCUCCGAGCCGAUCAAGGUCAAGGUUGCCGGCCCGCCUCGCUACCACUACCACGAGGUGAAGAGAUACAAAUAUAUUCAGGUGCCUACUCCGGGCAAGCCGCACGUCGUCGUGAAGGAGGUCCCUGUACCUGUGCCAGCACCCCCCAAAAUUGUUCACGAGCAGACAGUAGUGGUCGUACAUCACCAUCAUCGACACUAUGAUUGCGCAGCUGGUUUCUCGAAUUGGUACUUCGGGUGGUCGAAGGCCAAAAAGAGAUGGUGCUGCAACCAUCAGAGCAAAGGAUGCCCUGGGACCUGGCAUGGCCACAUGCACCUCCACACACAUGUACAUGUGAGCAGCCACGUGGGCCAUGCCAGCGGGCACCUUUAUGACUGCCAUGCCGGCUUCUCCAACUGGAUGCAGGGCUGGUCGGAUUCAAAGAAGGCCUGGUGUUGUCAGAGGCAUCAUCGUGGCUGCGUUCCUCAUCAUUGUGACGGGGAGGUUUCUGAUUGGACCCCGGGGAAGCGUGAGUGGUGCUGCGGCCACUUCCAGAAAGGCUGCCCCGAAACCACGCUGUCGCCAUUGAAGUGCGACGCCCCUUGCACCCACAAUGGCGAGACUGCCACCUGUGCGGAUCGCCUGCAAUGGGCCAAGGAUCAUCUUUUCCAAGGCAGGGGCAAUGCUUGUGCCUUGGCGUACAGCCAGGUGCAAGUGGACUGCGACGUGUGCCGUGCCUGCACCAUUGAAGAAGCAGGCUGCGUCGUUCAUGUGGCCACUUCGCCUGCCUUCGACUGCAAUGCGGCCCUGAACAAUUUUUUCCGGGCUUGGUCUCCCGCGAAAAAGCAGUGGUGUUGCACGCAGCAGGGCAAGGGCUGUGAAGGUACCAGCCCUCCUGCCGUCGACCCUGGCUUUGGCAUGGUUUGGAAGCGAGUGCAAGUGAAUGGCUACUGGACGUGGAUUGCCGUCCAUGGCAGUGGUGGCACCCAGAGCUUGCCCUACGACUGCAACGCCGGCCUUGCCAACUUCAAAUUCGGGUGGUCUCAGGGAAAGAAGGGCUGGUGCUGCGCGCAUAUGCACAAGGGCUGCGGUGGAGGUGCCGGAGGCGGUGGUGGUGGCGGCGGCACUUAUGUAACACACCACACAGUCACUUACGUCACCCAUGGCGCUGGUGGAGGUGGCGGGGGUGGGGGUGGGGGCGGCGGGGCUGGAGGUGGGGGCGGCCACCCACCCGGCGUGGCCGCUGCUGGCAUGAUGUGGCAUUGGAGUCACGCCGGAGGGUACUGGCAUUGGGUCCAGCAGCACAUGGUCGGUUCUCCAGACUUUGACUGCAACGCAGGCUAUGCCAAGUGGAAGCUCGGCUGGUCCAUGGCCAAGAAGCACUGGGAUGCCUAUGAGCUCCGAAUUAGCCGUACCUCAUAUGUCCAAGGAAAGGCUGAGGCUGUGAGAUCGGGUCGGCUGAUGCAUGGAAUGCAUGGAACAGGUCUUGCUGGCGUGUCCCCAGACGCCGGCAUGGACAAUGACUUUUCCCACUGCCACGCCUGA